Molecule: messenger RNA, 1737 nt
Organism: Pseudozyma hubeiensis SY62
Lineage: Eukaryota; Fungi; Basidiomycota; Ustilaginomycetes; Ustilaginales; Ustilaginaceae
Exons: 1
Coding region: 1-1737 (578 amino acids)
Biological process (GO): protein folding
Cellular component (GO): chaperonin-containing T-complex
Molecular function (GO): ATP-dependent protein folding chaperone; ATP hydrolysis activity; ATP binding
Source: RefSeq, a predicted model, not a curated record
AUGUCCGCCGCAGCAGCAGCGUCCGCCGCUCCUGCCGGUCCCUCGCAGAAUGCCUUCAAGAAUGCCGACAAGCCGGGCGAAGUGCGAAGAUCCAAUCUGUCGGCUGCCAAGGCUGUCAGCGACGCCGUUCGCACCUCGCUCGGUCCAAAGGGCAUGGACAAGAUGAUCCAGACCUCCAACGGCGAAGUCGUCAUCACCAACGACGGUGCUACCAUCCUCAAACACAUGGCUGUCAUGCACCCCGCCGCCCGAAUGCUCGUCGAGCUCUCGCAAGCACAGGACGUCGAGGCUGGUGACGGUACCACCUCGGUCGUUGUCGUUGCCGGAAGUUUGCUCGGCGCUGCCGAAAAGAUGCUCAACAAGGGUAUCCACCCGACCAUCAUCGCCGAAUCGUUCCAGAAGGCGGCAGUCAAGGCGGUCGAGUUCCUCACCGACAUUUCGACACCCGUCGAGCUCAACGACCGCGAAUCGCUGCUGCGAGCCGCAAGCACUUCGCUCAACUCCAAGAUCGUCUCGCAGUACUCUUCCGUCCUCGCCCCCAUCGCCGUCGAUGCCGUCACACGUCUUGUCAUCCCCGCCUCCGCCUCGUCCAAAUCGGCAUCAGUAGACUCAAAGUCCACCGCAUCGGCUCCCACCACCACCACCUCUGCCACAGCUGCUGCCACUGAAGGCGGCGCGGCCACCUCAUUCGCCUCACGAUCCAAAGAUGGACAGGACAACGUCGACUUGCGCGACAUUCGCAUCGUCAAAAAGGUCGGUGGUACCAUCGACGACACCGAGCUCGUCGAAGGUCUCGUAUUGGCUCAGAACGUCAUCUCGGGCAGCGGAGGUCCCACUCGCAUGGAGAAGGCCAAGAUCGCCGUCUGCCAAUUCCAGCUGAGCAGCCCCAAGCCGGACAUGGACAACCAGAUUGUGGUCAACGACUACCGACAGAUGGACAAGAUCCUCAAGGAGGAGCGUCAAUACCUGCUCAACAUGUGCAAGAAGAUCAAAAAGACCGGCUGCAACGUGUUGCUCAUCCAGAAAUCCAUCCUGCGCGAUGCCGUCAACGAGCUGGCCCUUCACUUCCUCGCCAAGCUCAAGAUCCUCGUCGUCAAGGAUGUGGAGCGCGACGAGAUCGAGUUUGUCUCCAAGACGCUCGGUGCCAAGCCCAUCGCCGACAUCGAAGCCUUCACCGAGGACAAGCUUGCCUCGGCCGACUUGAUCGACGAGGUGCAGCAGAACGGCGCGCGCGUCGUCAAGAUCACCGGCAUCAAGAACAUGGGCAGGACGGUGAGCAUCCUGUGCACGGGAGCCAACUCGCUCGUGCUCGAAGAGAGCGAGCGCAGUCUGCACGAUGCGCUGUGUGUGGUCCGAUGCCUGGUCAAGAAGAAGGCGCUGAUCGCCGGUGGUGGUGCACCCGAAGUACACGUAUCGCGACUGCUGUCGCAGUAUUCGCAGACGCUCAAGGGUAUGGAGGCCUACUGCUUCCAGGCGUACGCCGAGGCGCUCGAGGUGAUCCCCACCACGCUCGCCGAAAACGCGGGUUUGAACCCGAUCAGCAUCGUCACCGAACUGCGAAACCGCCACGCGCUGGGAGAGCGGACCGCCGGCAUCAACGUUCGCAAGGGCCAGAUCACCAACAUUCUCGAGGAGAACGUGCUCCAGCCUCUGCUGGUCAACACGAGCGCCAUCGAGCUGGCUACCGAGACUGUGUCGCUGUUGCUCAGGAUCGACGACUACCACCUCUCGCGUUGA